Peromyscus eremicus (cactus mouse) is the source of this 3270-nucleotide messenger RNA. It is a transcript of the gene Eif4e2, whose product is annotated as eukaryotic translation initiation factor 4E family member 2. The transcript has 8 exons. Gene Ontology annotation, biological process: translational initiation. Bases 90 to 800 code for a protein of 236 amino acids. Gene Ontology annotation, cellular component: cytoplasm; eukaryotic translation initiation factor 4F complex. NCBI's taxonomy places the organism in Eukaryota, Metazoa, Chordata, Mammalia, Rodentia, Cricetidae. The record is from RefSeq and is a predicted model, not a curated record. Gene Ontology annotation, molecular function: RNA 7-methylguanosine cap binding; translation initiation factor activity.
GCCAACCGGAAGUAGCCGGGCCCUUGACGAAAGGACCGGGCAGAGCGGAAGUCACUCCGUGAGGCAGUGGCGACAGCGGCGGCGAGAGGAUGAACAACAAGUUCGACGCCUUAAAAGAUGAUGACAGUGGAGACCAUGAUCAGAAUGAAGAAAACAGCACACAGAAAGAUGGUGAGAAGGAAAAAACGGAACGAGACAAGAGCCAGAGCAGUGGCAAGAGGAAGGCUGUUGUCCCUGGACCAGCAGAACAUCCCCUGCAGUACAACUACACCUUUUGGUACUCGAGGAGAACCCCCGGCCGUCCCACCAGCUCACAGAGCUACGAGCAGAACAUCAAGCAGAUUGGCACCUUUGCCUCUGUGGAGCAGUUCUGGAAGUUUUACAGCCACAUGGUACGUCCUGGGGACCUGACAGGCCACAGUGACUUCCAUCUCUUCAAAGAAGGAAUUAAACCUAUGUGGGAGGAUGAUGCAAAUAAAAACGGUGGCAAGUGGAUCAUUCGACUUCGGAAGGGCUUAGCGUCCCGCUGCUGGGAGAAUCUCAUCCUGGCCAUGUUGGGGGAGCAGUUCAUGGUUGGGGAGGAGAUCUGCGGGGCUGUGGUCUCUGUCCGCUUUCAGGAGGACAUUAUUUCUAUAUGGAAUAAGACUGCCAGUGACCAAGCAACCACAGCCCGAAUCCGGGAUACUCUUCGGCGCGUGCUUAACCUACCUCCCAACACCAUUAUGGAGUACAAAACUCACACCGACAGCAUCAAGGCCUGGGAGGAGUUUCAUGGCCUGGUGAACAGCAGCGGCCGCUGAUCGGACGCUCCCCCUCUGUCUCUCACACUCAGGGGACAAUUCAAGCUUUCGAAAUACAAAAAUCACAUUGUGAAAGUGCACAAGCUGGCAAUAAUCCUUUUCUGUUUGUGUGUUUGUCUGAAAUGGAUGCGAGGCUCAGGCAGUCCUUCUGUCUGCUCACUGAAGGGGUGUACCUGAGCCAUGUGCUCCCCUUCUGCACUCGUUCCUGGAAGACGGACUCUGCUAGACACCUUCCAGCACUGCUGACUUUAUAAAGCAGGAAACCUGGGGAAGCUGACUUUGUAAUAGACAGACACUCUAAUGGGUUCUGGGCAGGAGUGCAGCUGUUUCCUUGUUGUGUGCUAUCCAGAUGCCUCUUGGCAUCCUGCUGUGCUCUCCUGCUGUGCAAAGGACUUGAUUACCGACCACACGUAUGUGCCCCGUGCUGGGUCCGAGCUGAGCGUUAUCAGUAUUAUGAAUGCUUGCACAUCCAGGAACAGCCUCUGCUUAGAGUUGAAGAGAACCGAAUGCCUCUUCCAGCUCUGCUGUUAAGUUAUUGUGUGUUCCUCCCCCCCAAGCCCACCACUCUGAACAUGUUAGGAUGUGAUGACAGCCUAGGAUUCUGUGUCCUUUGCGCCUUACACCUCCAGUUCCCUCCAGUGGGACUCUCCUUCUUAAGCACUGCAGCACUUAAAUCGUGAUCCUGGGCAGCACUGGUUUUGCUGGUAAAACCUAAGGUAUCGCCCUGUAAGAGAAGCUGGAGGAGAGUGCAGUUCAGUCAGAAGCUAGAUUAUAGUGAAGAUCCCUCAUGUGGGGUUAGAGCUGAGGGCAGUGACUGAAACCAGCCGCAUAUGAGUGGGACUUAUGUGCUAAGCAUGGUCUGUGGGGCUUGCAUGUCCCUCAUGGAGGAGGAGUGACAGCUGGUUAGUGCCACAUUAACACUCUGUGUAGAUCCUACAGUGCUGAAACAGACAUCUGGAGAAAUGGCAGCCUUGCUGGAUGGUUUAUUUGAUGGCUGUGUCUGUCUGCUGUGGUUGGAAAAGACUUUUGGUCCUCGUUGCCUGGAUGUAAACAGAUUGUCCAGAUUCCUGAUGCUCAGAAGGCUCCUGCAGGCAUGUCCUCAUCAGAGAAGCUGGGUGAUCUGACUCUGGGAGCCUGAGGCCAGAGAGUUCAGAAGAGCACCCAAGAUCAAGGAAGAAAUGGGCAGCUACAGCAGCUUCAAGUAGCUCUGUGUACUGGGCGCUUGUGAGCCGAGAUGGCAGUACCUUAAAUUAAGGCCUCUCUUUAAAGCAUGUCCCUGAAGCCUCGGGUCCUCAGCCAUGGGUCUCAGGACUUCGGAAUUUAACAGCAUCUCCUUGAAUCCAUGAUACUCUCUUCCAGCUUUCCAGCUCCUGAGCCCCCCUCGAGUCACUGCUGUCUGGGGGUGCCUUUUCCUGAGAGAGAGAGUGCAGGGCCCCAGAGGGGAGGUCUUUCCUGUGGGUGAAGCCAUCUGAGAACGAUGUCCAGCAGCGAUUGAAACUCCAGGAAUCUGAAGAAUGCCUUCUGGGGUAGUUGUGAAGGGCUCAGGCAAAACCCGAGCGUCAUUGGCUGCCGAGGAGGCAAAGGCUGCCUCUGGAGGCUUGACCAAGGCAGGGCCUCACGUUUGCCUACGCUCAGGCCACCUCAAAAAUCCCAAAGAGCAGACAUUUGGACUUGCCUUCCUUUGGGCAUCUCUCUGGUUCUCGUGUGUGUGUGUGUGUGUGUGUGUGUGUGUGUGUGUGUGUGUGUGUGUAAGGCCUGUGUCAGGCCUAGUGGUUAGAUGUUUUGUUUUGCCUUUUUUUUAACUCAUUUGUUCAAAUAUUUGAAUCUCCUGUUUUCUAGAGCUGCUCGUGGUUUCCCAUCUUGGUCAGUACAGUAUUUGACAGUUGGGUUUUUCCUCCCCUCCGAAGUGUGCUGGCCCUGCUCCCAUUAGAGUGAGGGGUUCUCACGGUCAGGCAGCAUCUCCACCCCAGUGUUCUUCAGGUGCUCUGCCUAACAGCUAGAAGGAGAAAUUGAGUGGUGGGUUUACCCAAGCCACCCAUUCUUUGUAAACUGGCUGGAGAAGUCUCUCCAUUUAUUUGACUCCAUGGGACUCUGGUAGGCUGAGAUACCACAUGGUUGUGGUUACGGUAUCAUCAGUUCUCAAAACAGGUAGAGGUCCCCAGAGCCAGUGUGACCAGCAUGAUAGUUGCUGCUAGGGAAGGGAGAGUCGUGUUCAGGCUGUUCUCCCUUCUGCCUUCUUGGCCCCACUCCUCUCAAAGAGCCUUUCCCUUCGUCCUUUUGUUCAUGUGUCUGUAUUUCCCUGUGACACUGGCAGUGGCAAUACUUCAUCCAGGGAAAAGCUUGUCAGUGCUCCAAGAAUGAAUUUCCAAGUAUCUGCUGGAGGGGACGGAGCAGGGCUGUGUCAGACGAUGUAGUGUUGCACUUUGAGAGGAUUGUCUACUGCAGUAAUAAAUGGAAAGGAUCAGCAAGA